UGUCUGUCUCUCACUCGCUCGCUCUCUUCAGCUGAGGAGGGAGUGUACACGGGCGAGAGACACUAAAACAGGGCAGCCGCAUUCUGUCAGACGGACGGACGGACAGAGGACAGAAUGCUGGGCCCGUUGUGUCUGUUGUGCGUUACUGCCUGCAGCGUGCUGAACGCUAAGUCCCUCCCAGCAGCGCGUCCAGGGGGGCGUGGCUUGGAGGGCCAGGGGGCGUCGGCCAGGCGACUCCGUAGAGACUUGCGGGACCUGCUGCCAAACGAAGCAGAGAUGAUGUCAUAUCCUGUGCAGCGAGGAGACGCUGACUACCAGCAAACUGAGUGGAGGAGGAGCUUAGAUGACGCCCUGCAGCGAUUGGUGGAGAGCAACCAGAGGAGGGAACAAGAGCAGGAAGGAGCUGCCUACAUGGCCGCUAUGCUCCGCCUCAUGUCAGAGGCAGAAGGUGCGGGAUUGGUCAACCCAGGAGACAUGGACGUGAUGGACGUGGUGGAGGAGGAGGAGGAGGAGGGGGGGGGGGCCCUUCCAGCGCCUGGCAACCCAGGACUAGCUGCUAGCUGGGCCCUGCUGGAGAGAAUGGACCCUCGCCUGGCCAGGACUUUGCUGGAGCGGUCCAGACAGAACCAGCUGGACCAGCGAGACCCCAGACCCAGACCGCCGUCCCCCCGGGGGGGCGACCCGGACCUGCUGAGAUACCUGGUUGCUAGGAUACUGGGCAGUAUGGCCCCUGCAAAGUCCCGCUCCAGACGGGACGUCGCGGCACCAAGACCUGUCAGCCCCGCCCACACCAGGUCCCGCCGUUCCCUUGACAACGCGUCUCCCCCGUUGCCUAGCAGCGACUCCCCCCUGCUCAGGGUGAAGAGGCUGAGGCUGGAGGGGGAGGAGGAGGAGGGAGGGAGAGGAGGAGAGGGGCCGGAUACCAUAGCAACCGCCCAGGAGGAGGAGGGGAGUCGUCGCCGGAGACGGAGGGCGGCGGUGACCUUUAACCCCAGAGUCCUGGCCCAGCAGCUGUUGCAGGUCCUACAGGAGUAGGUCUGAUGGGGUCAGGGGGUCAGGGGGUCAGGGGUCAACCCCCAGUCCUUCAGCAACGCUCACCCGUCACGUCCUGCAGCGUCAUUUACCCUUCAUCAUCGAGACCCAAACAUCAUGUGUUCAUUUAGUGUUGAUGUGAUGUAACCGCAGAGCAAUGGGAGAGAGAGGGGGAGGGAGGGGGAGAGAGAGAGGGGGAGGGAGGGAGGGGAAAAGAGAGAGGGGGAGAGAGAGAAGGAGAGGGAGAGGGGAGAGAGGGGGAGGGGGAGAGAGAGAGAGAGAGAGAGAGUGAGAGAGAGAGAGAGAGAGAGAGAUAGAGAGGGAGGGGGAGAGAGAGAAGGAGAGGGAGAGGGGAGGGGAGAGGGGGAGAGAGAGAGAGAGAGUGAGAGAGAGAGAGAGAGAGAGAGAGAUAGAGAGGGAGAGGGAGAGAGAGAGGGAGGGGGAGAACGAGGGAGAGAGGGAGAGGGGUGGAGAGGGAUGGAGAGGGAGAGGGGUAUAACUAAAAGUCCAGUGUGUUGCCGUGGUAACAGGACAUGUGCUUAGUGGAUGUGUUGGAUGUAAAGUGUUUCCAAAAUAAAGGCGCGACCUAAAGUUCA
Molecule: messenger RNA, 1628 nt
Organism: Gadus macrocephalus (Pacific cod)
Lineage: Eukaryota; Metazoa; Chordata; Actinopteri; Gadiformes; Gadidae
Gene: pcsk1nl
Product: proprotein convertase subtilisin/kexin type 1 inhibitor, like
Exons: 6
Coding region: 115-1035 (306 amino acids)
Biological process (GO): negative regulation of endopeptidase activity
Molecular function (GO): endopeptidase inhibitor activity
Source: RefSeq, a predicted model, not a curated record